This is a messenger RNA of Myotis daubentonii (Daubenton's bat), 1103 nucleotides long. It is a transcript of the gene RMI2, whose product is annotated as RecQ mediated genome instability 2. The record is from RefSeq and is a predicted model, not a curated record. Gene Ontology annotation, cellular component: nuclear speck; cytosol. NCBI's taxonomy places the organism in Eukaryota, Metazoa, Chordata, Mammalia, Chiroptera, Vespertilionidae. Gene Ontology annotation, biological process: negative regulation of double-strand break repair via homologous recombination; regulation of sister chromatid segregation; maintenance of rDNA.
GUUGGCGGGAAAGUGGCUGCCGAGCGUAAUGGCAGCGGCAGAGGGGGCGGACUCGUUUUCGGGCGGCGGCCCGGGGGCAGUGAGGCUGCCGUCGUCACCGCCGAUCAAGGUGCUGGCGGAGCAGCUGCGGCGCCACACGGAAGGCGGCCCGGGCGCGUGGUGGCUGUCUCGGGCGGCGGCGGGCCGCGCGCCGCUGGAGCUGGCGGCCGUGUGGAUGCAGGGCACGGUGGUGGAGGCGGGCGGCGGCAAGGCGCGGCUGCGGGACCCGAGCGGGACCUUCUCGGUGUGCGGCCUGGAGCGGGUGCCGCGCGGGCGGCCCUGCGUCGCCCCAGGAAAGUAUGUGAUGGUAAUGGGAGUGAUUCAGGCCUAUAGCCCUGAGCCCUGCCUUCAGGCUGUGAAGAUGACAGAUCUUUCUGAUAAUCCCGUCCAUGAAAGCAUGUGGGCACUGGAAGUAGAAGAUUUACACAGGAAUAUUCCUUAGAUGAUGUUGGAAGUGUCAUUAAAAACAACGGAAAUUCUGAAAGGACUUAAGUUCUUACUCCAUGUGGAUUUCACGGACAUUGUUCAUUGUGUAUUUCUCAAAAGUUCCUCGGAGAGCUGUGCUUUGGCUCACCAAGUUGUCCAGAUGCAGGAUUUCCAAAUGCUGGGGCACUCCAGUUAACUCAGCCCCUGCUGCCCCUGAGCUCUGACGAAAAGCAGAUGUUGUGUUCAUUCUCUCUCUGUUUUGGUUUGUGUGUGUUCGUUCUCUCUAAAGCACACAGAAAUCUCAUGUUGCAUUUCUCAGGUUUUACUAGUGAUGAUACUUUUUCCGUUACUGCUGCGAUUCGAUUGUAUGGUACAAACUUUGAAUCUCAGUCAUUGUCCAUGGUGAUUAAAGUGUGGUUAUGGGCAGGAAAAUAGACUGCGUGAAAGAAGGAUGACAUCAUGGCCCCACGACGUCUUCUCCAUCAACAACUUCCAUAUCCAGUUCGCAAGUCAAGCAGUACAGCAGCCUCUCAAAGACACAGCUCUCUUGAACACCACUCAACCUUGAGGGUCCAUUUCCCUCAGAUGUGGGUGAUGAUAGGACAUGCUGAAAUUCUUUCAAUAUUUCUUUUUUUUUU